AGAAUCCGAUUGUCAAAUACCUCCUCGGGGAGGAAGUGCCGACGAGGGAGGACUACACGGAUUGGCACGAGAAUGCUAAGGGCGGAAGGUCGUCGCCGAUGCUCGCCGUCGACGCAGACGAUCGCGACGAGCAGGACGAGGACGAGACCGACGAGAGAUAACGAAAGAUGAUGAAGCCGGCAUCGAGCAGCAGAGUGAGAGAGCUCCAGGCUAUGCUGUUUCCGGUUCAACCUAUCCCAGGUGGCAUGCUCUCUGAUCUAACACCGCAGGAGUUGCAAGUGUCUCAACUGGAACGUUAUAACGAGAGCUCGGCUCUGAGACGAGACGCGGAAUCGGCGUUGUUCGCGAUACCUUUGGGUUGUUUCUCUAGGCAUCGGUACUCGAAGGAGGCCCUCCGCGCGGUACUCGAUGCGCGCUGCAUCGUCGACGGAAGCAUCCAGGAAGCGGCCAGGUGGCCGACCGAGUGCCAGGUGAUCCCAGAGAGAGUUCGUCACAUAGAGUACAACCCUGCCACGCCGGAAGCCUUCUACGUUUCAACCGGGAAAGAACCGAGACCCAAACCGAUCGGCGACGAGCUUGGAACGGUGAUAUUUCGUUACUGUCCGACUAACGUUACUAAUUACUUCAGUCGAUCUUGCGUGGGCGGUAGCACGGCGUUCCCCGACGAUUUUCCCGGGGAAUCGACCGCGUGCGCCAACGGGAACGAUAUCUUCUUCGUCGCCGAAGCGUCCCGACAGAUGGACAACAGCACGGACCUGCGGUUUGAGUCGCGGUUCGAGUCCGGGAACCUCAGCAAAGUGGUAAAAAUAACUGACACGUAUUACCAGCUCUACCUGAGAAGGGAUCUCUACACGCAGAGGCAUACCCAGUGGUACUACUUCAGGGUGUCGAAUACGAGAAGCAGGAUCACAUACAGAUUUUCCAUCGUGAAUAUGUGCAAAGAGGAGAGCCUUUACAACGAAGGCCUCAAGCCUCUUCUUUAUUCCACCGAAGACGCUCGGACCCGAUCCGUAGGGUGGAGAAGAUGCGGUGACAACAUCACGUAUUAUCGAAACAACGAUUCAUCCGACGAGGAGAGAGAAAAGCACACGCUGACGUUCAAUAUUUCGUUCCCUCACGAUCGUGACAUCGUUUACUUGGCGCACUGUUACCCAUACACCUACACCGAUCUUCAGGAAUAUCUCGGCAAGAUCGUGGCCGACCCCACGAAAACGAGAUUCGCCAAGCUACGCUUGCUGUGCCGCAGCCUGGCCGGAAACGGCGUGUAUUACCUGACGAUCACCGCGCCGACCCACGACGAGGAGGUGCGCAGGAAGCGGGGCGUCGUUAUCACAGCCCGGGUGCAUCCCGGUGAGACGCCGUCGAGCUGGACGAUGAAGGGCAUAAUAGACUUCCUCACCGGCGACACGAACCGGGCUAGAGAACUCAGAGAGAGAUUCGUCUUCAAAUUGGUGCCGAUGCUAAAUCCGGACGGCGUCAUAGUGGGCAAUAAUCGCUGCUCCCUGUCCGGGAAGGAUCUGAAUCGGCAGUACAGGACCGUGAUGCGGGAGAGCUAUCCGUCCGUCUGGCACACGAAGCUAAUGAUACGGAGGCUCCUCGAGGAUUGCGGAGUGGCGAUAUACUGCGAUCUCCACGCUCACUCGAGAAAGCACAAUAUAUUCGCCUACGGUUGCGAGAGCAAGAGGACCGGAUGCAACGGGAGGCUGUCGGAGCAAGUGUUUCCGCUGAUGCUUCACAAAAACGCAGCCGAUAAGUUCUCCUUCGAGAAUUGUAAAUUUCACAUCGAGAAAGGAAAAGAAGGCACGGGCAGAGUGGUUGUAUGGUCGAUGGGCGUACAGAACAGUUACACCAUGGAGGCUUCUAUGGGCGGCUCCAAAAUCGGCUCUAGAUGCGGAACGCAUUUUUCCAUUCAGGACUACGAGCAGAUUGGCAAAGCAUUUUGCGAGACCCUGCUCGAUUUUUACGAUCAAGAUCCCGUAAAGGAAAGACUCCGAAAUAAGAUCGUAGCCAGAUUAACGAAGGAGGGAUCCAGUGCUGAGGAGCCUACCAAUAUCAAUUUGACUGACUAUUCAAGCAACGAGGGAGACAUCUCGCAGGAGAGUUUCUCGUCGGAAGAGGAAAGGGCCGAGUACACGGAUGCUGCGUGGUCCAGCGAGGCCGGAGAGUUCCUGGCGGGUCGCCGCCGGUACCUCUGCGUGCCACCACCGUCGCCGACCUUCGUUCCGCCGAGAAGCGUUGGUCUUUAUAGAAGGAGAGCGCGAAGAGAUGUCGCGGGGAGAAUUUAUUUGGAGCGUAGGAGAAAUCUGGCCCGACGGGCGGUGAUGGAGUUGCCGACCACGGAUCCAGGUAGCGAUUUGUGCGAUCUCACCGAUUCGGCUGAUGAGAGUUUCGUCAGAAGCGAGGGAAGAGAAUACGACGGUACAUCCAACAAUAAAAUCGAAAUGAGUAUCUAUCUCGGCAUGUGUCAUCGUGUAUGUAUGUCUUGCAGUUGCAUGGAGAAGUACGCAGGAAUAUCGCGAAGAGGUAAUCGAACUAUCCGAAAGGGAGACGACCGAGAAAGAGGAGCGGCAAGAGAAGACGUUGAUCUUGCCGGAAAUUGUGAGGCCUCGCAGCGUGUCUUUCGGGGAGUUACUGCCACGCAAGGAUCACCGGAAGACUCGCCAACGGCCGCGGUGUCUUCGGUACGGGUUAAUUAUUCCUUCACAAAAGGAGAUGGGCAGAAUUUCUCGAAUGGAAGCCCAGCUGAAAAGCCUGAGGAUGUAAAGUGGAUGGAUCGCAACAGCCGAUUCGUAUUUGCCAGGACGCUGAGAAAUCCGUCGCCGGUGUCGCCGACGAGCCGAGAGGUGAGAAUCAAGUUAACGUCUUUGAGACGGCAGAUCUGGACGGGCGUAUCGACCACCGCCACCGGAGGCAACGACGCGGAACGUCUCGUCGACGCGUUCGUUAAGACGCCGUUGAGCUGGGGUAUCUCCAGACACGCUCUGAUGCACUAUCCCACGGACGGCGAAGUCACGCUAAAGCCGCAAUCCAAGAAAACGCUGUCGCUCGCCUACGACACGGACAAGGACGACACGAGAAAGACACGGAAGAAGUCGCGGCGGAAUGGAUCCCAAUUGAAGACGGCCACGCGAACGGAUGGGCAGAAGCCGUCCAGGAGGAAGAACGCGAGGUUCGACUGGCAGCGGGCGGUGGAUCUAAAUUCUCGGGGCAAGGACGCGAGGAUCGCGAGAACCUCCUCCCUGCUAACGAUCGAGGCGGACUCGUUGAAGCUGCUGGCCGCGUCGACGACGUCCAAGCAAUCGCAACAACCGCAGCGGAAGCUCGAUUCGCGCCGGAAGUUCCGCGGCGUCGGGGCGGUGGCGACCACCUGCGUCGGCAUCGGGGCGAAGACGAGCGCCGCGAAGCCGACGAGGACGCGUGCGUGCCGUCGUGACGCCUUCUGCGAGAGCACGACGUCGGACGACGCCUCGUCGGACUCGGGCAAGCCGAAGGUCAUGAAGAAGAAGCAAAAGAAGAAGAAGCAGUCGCAGCAGCAACCGCCGCCGAGGAAACUGAUGGCGAACAGAGGAACGGAGCAAGACAAGCGCGUCUACAGCGUCAAGACUUCGCGCAACAACGUUUGA
This is a messenger RNA of Vollenhovia emeryi, 3623 nucleotides long. RefSeq names its product cytosolic carboxypeptidase 2-like. The transcript is spliced from 14 exons. The record is from RefSeq and is a predicted model, not a curated record. NCBI's taxonomy places the organism in Eukaryota, Metazoa, Arthropoda, Insecta, Hymenoptera, Formicidae. The coding region runs from base 168 to 3623 and encodes 1151 amino acids. Gene Ontology annotation, molecular function: zinc ion binding; metallocarboxypeptidase activity. Gene Ontology annotation, biological process: proteolysis.